GUCACCGCGUUGGAAAAAGCGCCCUAAAAAAUUCGGAGAUUUCUUGGGCAAGAUUUAAACAAGACUGUAGCUAGAUUGGGCUGGCUGCCGGGCCCUUUUCUAGCAGAUAUUAUCUUGGAGGAGCUAAUAGGCACUUAUUGUCGCAGUAGACCGUCUUUCUACAGCACGUCACAGGUUCACGCUAUUGCGUUGUUACUCACCACCCUUGCUAAAGCGAUAUGUCGUGCCCCGGCCGCUCCCUAUCGUCUUAUCAAAAUGGCUCGUUGACAUCGGCUGAUCUAGAUAGCACAAAAACUAUUUAAUACUGCGUGAGGCGACUACUUUGACCAAGGGGACAGUUUUCAUCUCGCGGAACUCACAAUGGACUCCUUCUCGAUCCGGUCGCUUAUUUCCGGCGCAAUUUUGAUCGCUGGGCUUUAUUUCGCUCUACGAGCCGAACGUCCUCAGCACAAUGUCGAACUUUUGACACCGAAGAUAUUCAUUGUUAGCUUGUUCUCCCUAGAGGCUGAUGUAUGGCAUGAACACCUACCUGGCAGCAGCCUGGGGGACAUACUGGCGCAGAACAUCUCUGUCCCAGGUCUAAGUCCUCAAUAUCCAUAUAUCCAUUGUACUUCCGAUGGCAACAUCUGCCAAGUCACGACGGGCAUGUCUGAGAUAAAUGCCGCAACUACCAUCGCCGCAGUCAUUCUGUCAAGACAAUUCGAUUUAAAGAACACAUAUUUUCUACUGGCAGGCAUUGCUGGAGUUAAUCCAAAGCACGGAUCCCUCGGGAGUGUCGCCCUCGCUCGAUUCGCCAUCCAACCCGCUCUACAAUAUGAGAUCGAUCCGAGGGAGAUGCCGUCAGACUGGAAGACAGGCUACUUCUCUUUCGGAACCCAUAGUCCAACCGAGUACCCAACCGAGUUUUAUGGUACUGAAGUUUUUGAGUUGAACGAGGCUCUCAGAGACGCCGCAUUCGACUUCGCCUCCAAGGCAACGUUGAACGACACUGCCGGCGCUCAAGAGUAUCGAUCCAAAUACGAAGCCGGAUGUCCUGACUAUGACGCUGCAACGAAAUCGCCCUCACUGAUAAAAUGUGAUGCUUUGACGAGCGACGUAUUCUUCUCGGGGAAUCUCCUUGGUGAAGCGUUUGAGGAUGUGACGAGUCUUUGGACAAAUGGGAUGGGAACGUACUGCAUGUCAGCCAUGGAAGACAAUGCGAUCCUCGAAGUCCUAGUUCGGUUUCACGCCCACAAACUAGUCGACUUCAAUAGAGCCAUCCUUCUACGAACAGGUUCCAAUUUCGACCGUCCGCCACCGGAAGUGGAUGCUUUCGCUCAUUUACGAGGCAACCAUCUAAAUGGGGUUGAUAUUGCCGUGGCCAAUAUUUACUUGGCUGGAAUAGAGAUCCUGAAAGGUAUUCUUGGUGGUUGGGAUGACACAUUUCUGAAUGGAAUCGAGCCUUCUAAUUACGUGGGUGAUAUUCUUGGCACCAUUGGAGGAGUGCCGGGAUUUAAACCUGUACAGGUGUCAGAGCCUUAACUUAACUAGAUGCGGAGAUGGCGUUUGGGUCAAUAAAGUACAGCGCAUCUCAAGACAGCAACGAUGAUCCCCUCAUUGGGCCUGUGAAAGCCUGAACUAUGAGCCCACUCUUGUGUGUGAUUUUGGCAUUUUAGAUGAAAGGAUGA
This is a messenger RNA of Ilyonectria robusta, 1667 nucleotides long. Its product is annotated as purine nucleoside permease. The record is from RefSeq and is a predicted model, not a curated record. Gene Ontology annotation, biological process: transmembrane transport; nucleoside metabolic process. Gene Ontology annotation, molecular function: catalytic activity. Lineage: Eukaryota; Fungi; Ascomycota; Sordariomycetes; Hypocreales; Nectriaceae. The transcript is spliced from 3 exons. Bases 361 to 1521 code for a protein of 386 amino acids. Gene Ontology annotation, cellular component: endoplasmic reticulum.